Tuber aestivum (summer truffle) is the source of this 1243-nucleotide messenger RNA. The record is from the annotation of a GenBank genome assembly. NCBI's taxonomy places the organism in Eukaryota, Fungi, Ascomycota, Pezizomycetes, Pezizales, Tuberaceae.
AUGGCUGGCCCUGCUAUUGCUAGGUAUGUACAGUACUUUGUUCUGCAUUGUUCUGCUGCGAUGUUUUGCAUCUGCGUCAUGCGCACUCCCAUACUCCUGUACACGUAGGGGAAGCGCACGCUGACGUUUGGCAGUUUCCUAACGGCCCCGACAAUCCGACUCAUUCUCCCCACCAGCGACUCCGGGGAGGAGGACCUCACGUACUCUGUUCACCGCCCGCUCCUGGCGAAAUACACCUCUCUCCUGCAAUCGCGUAAGCCCCGUGACUCGUACGUCCUUCUCGAUCCAUCCAGUGUGAGCGUUCCCACGCUCGAUCAUGCGCUAGAAUUCUUGUACACGGGGGAUUACGUGCUUCCCGCUGAGCCGGAGGAGGGGGAAGAAGCGGAUGACCAACCGUUGCUGCAUUCCACUCGGCCAGCGGCGCAUCUCCCCCGCUCCCCGCUCAUGUACGCCGCCAUGGCGGGCGCGAUCGGCGUGUGGGGUAAGCCUGCGCCAGUGUUUGAGAAAGCGGACAACACGUCAACCUACACGUCGGAAUAUUUUCCAGAGCAGAAGAACGAGGAGAAGAAGGCGGAUGGUAAUACCGGUAACCAUGGCAGCAAGAGUGGUAGUAACAGACUCAUGCUGCCAAACGGGUUGUUGCCUUCACCGCCACCGACGCCUUCGGCGACCACCUUCCCAGCUUACGCGCCGGUGCUCUCGCCAAAGACAUCCCGCUCAUCGAGCUACUCAUCCCUGCCCCCUCCGAAAACCCCCGUCGAGCACCAGAAACCCCACCACCUCCGCCUCCUCCACGUUAACCUCUCGGUCUACCGCUUCGCCAACCUCCCAGCCGUGCAAAUCCCCGCCCUGUCAUCCCUCGCGCUGCACAAGCUCCGCACGCAAUUCGCCCAGACGCCGCUCGAGAAGCUCCCAUCCCUCGUCAUCGAGUUUGCCCGCGAAGUGUUCAUCGCGCGUAGCAACGAAACGGAAUUGAGAGAGGUCCUGGUGCAGCUGGUGGCCGGGCGGGCGCGCGAGCUCAGCUCCAGGGAGGAAUUUAGCGAGUUUGUCAAAGGGGGCGGUGAGUUUGUCGUACUGCUCUUCGCCAGGUUGGCGUUGUGCGAGUGUUGAUUGUUGAUUCGGAACCUGGCGGGGGCGCUGCGGGUGAGUAGGCGUUGGGAGUCUGGUCGGCGUUUGGAGAAUGAGGGAGGGCAUCUUUGACGAGGUGGAUGAGAAGAUUUUGAGGAGGAUAUGGGGGUGUUAG